Rotaria sp. Silwood2 is the source of this 2411-nucleotide messenger RNA. Lineage: Eukaryota; Metazoa; Rotifera; Eurotatoria; Philodinida; Philodinidae. The record is from the annotation of a GenBank genome assembly.
AUGAUCUUUUGUUCUAGUUAUUUUGCCCAGAAUGAUUCUUUGGUACUCUCUCAACGUGUGAUCGGCCUGUAUACACUUACACUAAACACAUCAGCUAUUCAGCUUAAUUCAUUCGCGCGUCGUGCACUUUCUCAGUUAACAGCACGAUUCAAUGCUGAACUCUAUGAAGAUUUUAUCAACGCUUGGGGAACUCAUAUCAUUACUCAGUCGCUCGUUGGUGGCAUGAUCGAAGAACGAGCCAAAGUAAAACGAUGCUUCCUUGCCGAUCACGAUGAUAUUCUUUCUGAAUGCAUACCUUUCUCAGAUCGAGGUCCCAUUAGUGCUCGUUGUGCUUACUAUGCUAAUCAAACGCGCAUGAUAUCGAAACGACAUCUCGGUGGCAGUGUGAUAGUUGACAAUGAUAAUGACUGGAAAAGAACAUUGGCUGUUGGACCUGCUCUAUUGCAGAUUCUGGAGAUGGUACCCUGGUAUGAUUUUGUUAGCGAUGAUACAGUGAAAGAAAACUUGCGCACAAUCAUUCAAUACCAGCUAAAAAAUACAGAUACUCGACAAGCAGAAGCUGUUCGUCAAAUAAAUGCACGCCUAUCUCCAUGCGUUUCAUUUGGCGAAAUAAUUAUUAAUUCAUCGGGUAAGUCUUCAACCAAUCAAUCUCCUAUUUUAAGCAUUGUUGAUUUACUCAGUUCUUUGCAAAGGUCACUGUAGUUGGAUCGAUAUCAAACAGGAUUGGCAAUAUGACCUCUUCAAACUAAAAUCAGAAGUAGAUCGUUGGAUUUAGCUUUUAUUCAAAUUCUAGACUAUCUAAAAGUCUUACCUGCUAAGUUGACAAAUAUACCACUCACAAGUCGGUCUCAUUCUUCUGCGUGAAACGUCAUCAUGAGAAAUAACAACUGUAACCCAUGUAAAAAAGUUAGGGGUAAAACCAGAUUAAAAUCGAUUAAAAAGUGAUUACAAAUCGAUUAAAAUCACACACCUUUUAAUCGAUUUUUAAUCAAAAAUAAUCAAAAAAAUCAAAAUUUCAUACACGAUUUCGAUUAAUUCGGAUUAAUUUCGAUUAUAAUCGAUUAAAAUUUAAUGAGAAAAACUGAUUUUAAUUGAUUCAAAUCGAUGAAAAUCAGCUGAAAAUUUUUUUAUGUAUUCAGAACAAAAAUCGAUUUUAAUUGAUUCAAAUCGAUGAAAAUCAGCUGAAAAUUUUUUUAUGUAUUCAGAACAAAAAUCGAUUUUUUUUUCAUUAAAUUUUAAUCGAUUAUAAUCGAAGCUAAUCAGAAGUAAUCGAUUAAAAGGUGUAUGAUUUUAAUCGAUUUGUAAUCACUUUUUAAUCGAUUUUAAUCGAUGCCAAUCUGAUUUUACUGCUACUUUUUUUUACAUGGGUAAGACUCCGAUUGCUCUAUUAAGUUAUUAUUUGCACAUAAAAUAAAAAGGAAAAAAGCAAAGGGUAUCCGUUCAAUUUUCGUGGGCUGUAGUAGUUCAUAAGAAAAAGAAACAAUGCUAACGAGAGAACCUCUCCAACUGUCAAAUUGCUUUCAAGUCGGCAAUAUGUGCAUCAUAUAGGCCCUCAUGAGCUAUGAAUACGUUGAAAAGAGUUCGUGCUGCUGGCUUAUUGCUGCUGAGAUAUCGCAUUUUUAGGGUAUUUUUAACUGCAAAGCCAUAGUUUGGCUCAGGAACAUCACGAAAAACCAUGUUUCGAAUCUCGACUUGAAACUCUUCACAGAGAGAGGGCAAGAUGAGCAUAGUUUAUUGUGAAAGUUUCAGAGCUUUUAGUUGUUCCUAUGCUAAGAUAGAACUAUCGUAAAAGCAUGCUGUUACGUUGCUCAUAUACCUCUAGUGUCCUGCACGGGUAUGACUUUUCGCACAGGGACUCAGACCGGCACCCUUCUUAAUAUAUGGGCUUGAACCGACCAGGCCAUCUUACACUCGAACUCGAAUAAUGAUACUCGGCACCCUAUUAGACCUGGACAAGAGGUAAUUGAUAUUCAGCAGGACUUUUCAUAGUCAUACUAUGGGCUAUUCUUUCGAAAGUGUACCAGAGUUUACAUCGACUUCAUCCGAAUCGAAUGAAACUUUCAGAGUUUGUAGAACUUAUCCCUAUAAGCAUAGCUGUAAGUUCAAAACAUUUUAAAAAUCUUGCGAAGGGAUCCAAAGAGAUGGCCAAUUUGGGGAAUCCCAGCAAAAUGGGACCUUAUCUAGUUCCUCUAUUGUAAAUGAUAGAAGUCUGAAAAUUUCACCAUAUAUACAACUUGUUGAGGUGAUAAUUUUUUUUAGCGGACGUCCCCCCCUCCGUGUUUUGUUUUUUGGGAAAAUGCUAUAGAGAAUGCUACUUUUUGAUUUUUUUGGAGUCAAAUAUUUCUAUGAAGUGCAAAUGGAUUUUUAACUCUUAUUACUACUUUAGAAUCGUCGAACUGUCCUCUAUUCAA